UAUUUCUCACAGUUCUGGAGGCUGGGAAGGUAUCUCUUUCAUAAGAAAUAAAAAACAAAGAAGUUCCUUUACAAGGGCACCUACUCCCAUUCAUGAGGGAGGAGCCCUCAUGGCAUACUCACCUCACCCUGCUUCUUAAUCCUAUCACAUUGGCAGCACCUGAAUUUGGGAUGGCACACAUUCAAACCAUAGUGUCCUCAUUAAAAAACGUUAUAAAUAUGCCUUCUAAUUUUAUGUCAUUUUAUAAUUUGGGAUCAUCUAUUGUUUGCAGGUGAUAUUGUUUGUUUGCUAUGAUUGAAAUUCAUUGCUUGUGAAGGCAAGUAAUUUUUUAAGGCAUGUUUUUAGCCACUGGUAUAUAAUAAUGGUGAGUAACAUCCCAAAUUGGGAUAUAUUGAGAUGUUAGCCUCAGUUCAUGGUCUUCUAGACUAAAUUUGAGUAUGUAUCUGCAGCAUUACAGAAAUCAGAAGCCACAUGAUGAUUUAUUAUUAUACAUCCUCAUUUUAAAUAUUUUGAAGGGGGCGUAAAAUGGCAUUUUGUGAACUAUCUUAGGUUUAAAAUGCCUACAGAUGGAGGAGGAAAAGUAGGUUCAUUAUAUUAUCUGCUUGAAUUGCUACACACAGCCAACAUCCACAGGUUCUGCACACCAGUGGAGGAGGAAAGUGGGUUAUGUUCUGUUCAGAGCAAAUGCACAGGACUUCUGUGACACGGCCAUGUUCUAUUUUACCCAGAAUUGUGCAACCUCUUCUUUAUCUUUUUAGAAACUUCUGGGUGACACUUUCAAGUACUUUGUGUUCAUAUCUCCACUUGGUCUUCCCAGACACCUGCAAGUUCCGAGUUUGCAUGCUGCUUUCUGCAGCUGGCAAGACAGGCUGUCCAGUUUCAUGGGGUUGCUGAGAAAUUACAUUUGCUUUCACACUGGCUUACAAUACAUGACCUUGCUUUCAUGCCACACCAUGACCUUGCUUCAGCUCAGAAAGCAGUACAAAGAAUGGAAUGUUAAGUAUGUCUUUGGAUAGCUUAAUCAGUCAUGCUGGUUGCUAUGUUACUGAUUACAGAAAAUGUGUGCUUUGUAUACCAGAUAGUUUGGAGGCAGUGUUGCUGUUCUGUGAGAAAGGUAGAGAAGGCUAACAUUAACCAUAUUUUACUGUUACCUCUUACAGCAAGUGCUGGCUACUAAAGAGGUUUGUUAAGUGCUUCAAUAGAGGUUUGUGUGUAUUAAUAGUAUCAGUGGUAGGAAGGAGUUACUGACCCGAUCAGUGUGGGCUCUUCCCAGGAAUGCUUUGUACAGUGGGAGAUGCUUCAACUGGUUCUGAAAGCUGUGAAGGGUUUUGCUGAGCAGCACUGCUUCAUUGGAAAGGAUUCUGAGAGAAAUGAAGAAAGCCUCCAGAAAUGAAAUUGACAGCCUCAUGGCCUUUUGUUGACUGGCUCCAAGCUGUGCUGCUCCACUGCCUUGAAAUGACACUGUGUGCAGUGUCUGCUGAGGUUAUCCAUCAGGUGGAAGAGGCGCUCGACACGGACGAAAAGGAGAUGCUUCUUUUUUUGUGCCGGGACGUUGCUACAGAUGUGGUUCAGCCGAAUGUCAGGGAGCUUCUGGAUAUUUUAAGUGAGAGAGGUAAGCUGUCUGCUGAGGGCUUGGCCGAGCUGCUCUACAGAGUGAGGCGCUUUGACCUGCUCAAGCGGAUCUUGAAGAUGGACAGAACGGCUGUGGAGAGGCUCCUGCACAUGCACCCGCACCUUAUUUCAGACUAUAGGGUGCUGAUGGCAGAGAUUGGUGAGGACUUGGAUAAAUCGGAUGUGUCUUCUUUAAUUUUCCUCAUGAAGGAUUACACAGGCCGAGGCAAGACAUCCAAAGACAAGAGUUUCUUGGAUCUUGUGGUUGAAUUGGAGAAACUAAAUCUGGUUGCUCCAGAUCAAUUGGACUUACUAGAAAAAUGCCUAAAGAACAUUCACAGAAUAGACCUGAAGACAAAAAUCCAGAAGUACAAGCAGUCUGCUCAAGAAGCAGGGACAAGUUAUAAGAAUGCUCGCCAAGGGUCUUUCACAAACUUGAGUCUCAAGGAUCCUCCCUAUAACUGCAGGCUCCAGAAUGGGAGAAGUAAAGAACAAAGACUUGUGGAACAACAUGGCAUUCAAAGGGAACCGGUGAAGAUAUCCAUUCAGGAAUCGGGAGCUUUUUUUCCUCAGCGCAUACCUGAAGAGAGAUACAGGAUGCAGAGCAAGCCCCUAGGAGUCUGCCUGAUCAUCGAUUGCAUUGGCAAUGAUGCAGAGGUUCUUCGGGACACCUUCACUUCCCUGGGCUACGAAGUCCAGCAUUUCCCGUAUCUCAGAGUGGCUGAUAUAAUCCGGAUUCUUCACCAAGUUGCCCUUAUGCCCCAACACCAAGACUACGACAGCUUUGUGUGUGUCCUUGUGAGCCGAGGGAGCUCCCACACUAUGUUCGGGGUGGAUCAGACGCACUCAGGGUUCUCCUUGCAUCAUAUCAGGAGGAUGUUCAUGGGAGAUGCAUGCCCUUCUCUGGUAGGGAAGCCAAAGCUCUUUUUUAUUCAGAACUACAUGGUGUCAGAGCACCAGCUGGAGGCCAGCAGCCUCCUGGAGGUGGACGGGCCAGCGGCGAGCAACAUGGCAUCUGCGGCUCAGAAGCCUGGGCCCAGCAAGCUUCACCCUGAAGCCGACUUCUUCUGGAGCUUGUGUACAGCGGACGUGUCCGUGCUGGAGCGAUCCUCCAGCUCCCCAUCCGUGUACCUGCAGUGCCUCUCCCAGAAACUAAAGCAGGAAAGAAAACGCCCACUCCUGGAUCUCCACAUUGAACUCAAUGACAAGGUGUAUGAUUGGAAUAGCAGAGUUUCUGCUAAGGAGAAAUACUAUGUCUCGCUGCAACACACGCUGAGAAAGAAGCUCAUCUUUUACAAAUGAAAGAUCAAAAGUCUUUCUCAGUCCUGCAAUCUUGGGGUGCGGGGGGAGAGAGAGAGAAAGAGAAAAGAGAGAGAGAGAGAGAUAGGAGAGAGUGAGAAAGAGACAGGAGAGAGAGAGU
This is a messenger RNA of Microcebus murinus (gray mouse lemur), 3031 nucleotides long. It is a transcript of the gene CFLAR, whose product is annotated as CASP8 and FADD like apoptosis regulator. Lineage: Eukaryota; Metazoa; Chordata; Mammalia; Primates; Cheirogaleidae. The record is from RefSeq and is a predicted model, not a curated record. Gene Ontology annotation, molecular function: cysteine-type endopeptidase activity; protein binding. Gene Ontology annotation, biological process: regulation of apoptotic process; proteolysis.